This is a messenger RNA of Lasiosphaeria miniovina, 390 nucleotides long. RefSeq lists its product as uncharacterized. The transcript has a single exon. Lineage: Eukaryota; Fungi; Ascomycota; Sordariomycetes; Sordariales; Lasiosphaeriaceae. The record is from RefSeq and is a predicted model, not a curated record. Bases 1 to 390 code for a protein of 129 amino acids.
AUGUGCCAAGUGUACGUCACCAUUUACCCUUGCGGCCACGAGGAACGAAAAUACAGCUUUUGCCGAGCAGCCAAGACCGGCAAAGGAGGAGAGAGGUGCCCCUGUACUGCCGCCAGUGAGUACAGACGAACCGCAACUGCGGGCUGCUACCUGGGCGGAUGCGACUAUCUUAACGCCGGGAGAGGAAACUGGACGUGCUGCAAGUGCGAAAAUCCAAACUCUGGUAUUCCGAGGUGCGACCACUUGGUGCCUUGUCCAGACAUCUUCAACGUCACCAGAGAGCGGUAUGAGCCCCAGGAGAAGAUGAUGAAUUGCGGCCACGACUGCUGUCAAAACUGCCAGAAGGAGCGUAAGUCACCCCCAACAGAGACUAGGCGCUGCGACUAUUGA